GAAACACCCUCGCUCGGUGAAGACGUUCUGCCAACACGUAAAAUUGUAUAAUCUGUGGUGUGCAGGAACAAAUGUAUAAGUGACCUAGACUUUUCAUUCAAGCAUCAGCCUCCAUGAACAAUUUGAAUGACCCCCCCAGGUGGAACAUUCAACCUGACCCCAGAGGAAGAGGCGCGGGGGGCGCCGAUGGGAACCAGUGGAACUAUGCCCUGCUGGUCCCCAUGCUGGGACUGGCUGCAUUUCGUUGGAUUUGGACCAGGGAGUCUCAGAGAGAGAUCCAGAAGGUCAAAGCCCAGUACGUAAAGGAUGUGUCGACAAUAAAAAGUGAGAUGGAGGCACGGUACCGGGAGACUCUGACAGAGAGGCACAGGGCAGCUGCUAAACUGGAGCUGGAGCUGGAGAAAGAGAGACAGAGGGUGAAAGGCUACAAGCAGGCCCUGAUCUCACAGAGCCAGCAGCUGAUGGAAGAACGGAAACAGUUACAGCAGGAGCGUGACACUUUGGAGGAAGAGAAGCAAAGGCUGGUCAAGUCCGGAGCUGCGGGGGCUGUGCUGCAUCAAGCCCUGCAACGAGAGAACAACUGGUACCAGCGAGCCACCGCCACUCUGAGGGAACUAGAACAUCAGCUUGUGGAGCGACAGAACGCCUUCUGCUCCCUCAUCCAACCUCGAGAACAGCGGCUAGAGAUGGAGAAGAACAUCCUGCUUAAGGUCGUCAAAGAACCAAUUGGAGGAGAACUGGAUCUAGAGUCGGAUCUAAAGGACAUUUUUAAGAGAGAUAAGCACUGUGCGGACCUGCUGAACAUGGACAAGAGGAAGAAUGGAAGUCUCAUGUGGGUGUAUCUCAAGUACUGGCAACUGCAGGUCACCGUGCAGAAACACAAGAGAGCCGAGGACGCCAUUCUAGGAGGGAUAAAUCUCCCACAAAAUGACAAAAGAUGAAGAGAAGCUGGUGUCUUUCUUUGACUUUGAAGAAUGCUGAAACUGUGUGGAUCAGGAAUGGAAAAAUGCAUGUUUUUUUCCUUCCUUCUAUGAAUUAUCUUUAUAUGUCACAUGAUAGAGAUGGUACGUAAACACAGAAGAGGUCAUCUGAACAAGACAACGUUCAAAAUCUAUAAGUUCUAUCCCUGAUCUCAGAGUUUUGGAAAGAGGAGAGAAUUUGUCAGGUUUAGCUCCAAAUAAGACUCAUUAGCUUUAAAUGAAUUAUGUGAUAAAAAUGCACUACCAUCACUCAGGUGAUAUCCAUAUUGGAUACACAAUUGAUGAUUAAUAAAUUACAUGUCUAUUUUUUCCAUGUAAACCCUUUUGUGCCAUGAAUUAAUGCCAGGUGACUGUAUGUCUGAAUUUGUGCUCAUUUUAUCUCAGAUAUGAAUUUAAGGGUCACAGUAACUGUCUUCUCUAUGUUAAUACACAUCUAUCACUGUUUAAAAUAACUAAAACUCUAUCAUUUACCACAAUUAAAUGAAAAAUCAACCAAUACUCAUUAUCAAGAACAUUUUUCACACAGUUUUGAUGGAAAAGUCAUUGAAGUCUUUGAUUUCUGUGGAAUGUAGUUGGCAUUCAUAUGUUUAUGGUUUUUGCUGGGGAUGUUUAUUAUUAUAACAAUGGAACUGAUUCACACCUCUACCCACUGCUUGGUGUUUCCUGCACCUGUGAUGUCUCUCUUUACUUUCUCUUUACCAGAAAUGAAAAGUGUGUCUGUCUCUCAUCAUGGGUUUUACAUAUCUUGUCUUUGUAACUAUCAGGGAAAUGGGAAUCUGCUGCAUGUGAAUUUGAAUAAGGGAAAAGCUCACAGCUGCAACAUCUCA
Molecule: messenger RNA, 1807 nt
Organism: Scomber japonicus (chub mackerel)
Lineage: Eukaryota; Metazoa; Chordata; Actinopteri; Scombriformes; Scombridae
Product: coiled-coil domain-containing protein 127-like
Exons: 4
Coding region: 114-941 (275 amino acids)
Source: RefSeq, a predicted model, not a curated record